AUGAAUACCCAGAUGAGCUUGACGGGCGCCCGUAAUCGUCGACCCACUCUUUACGGUGAUGCAGCAUUGGCUGGGUUUGAGCGCCCUCCAUCGGUCACUGAAGCAGCUCAUGCAGGACAUAUGGAAUCUGAGGAAUUCGAGGGCGACUACUCGAAAAAGUUUGCUGGUGGAAAGAACACGAAUCAAGCAAAUGGAGUGAAAGGGUCCAUGGGGAAAUUCAUCAAUGGAGUACAGGGUGCGAUCGAUUCUCGUCGAGGAAAAGGCGUACAUAUGACAAUCCGAGAAAUGUUCGUUUUUCUCCUCUUUCUGCUCAUCCUUUGCAUAAUUGCCUUCGCCUCGACCUCAUCAUCGACCUAUUAUUUCACCUCUGCAAUGCAAUCAUUGUUCGUGAAUUCGCAGAAUCAAGACGGACAAACGUUCGAAGAUGUGACCAAAAUGGAUGAUAUUUGGGCUUACAUGAACACUCAACUGGUGAACGGUUUGUAUGCGACAAAUGAUUGUGAAACGAUUGAUGGAAAUUCCACCUAUGGGUUCAUUUGUGGAGGAGAAGGAGUUGAUGGGAAUAGCACACAAAUGGGAAUGGUUUACUAUGAGAAUAAAUUGUUGGGACGACCGAGGAUUCGGAUGUUGAAAGUGACGAAUAACUCGUGCACAGUUGUGGAUCCAUUCGUGAGAGAAAUCAAGGAAUGCUUUGCACCAUAUACAGAAUCGAAAGAAGAUCACGAAGACAUUGCGGUCACAAAUGCGACUGGCUUUGAUCAGCAAGAUUAUCAAGCGUUUGUCUAUAAUAUCUUCUCAUGGCAAUCGGCGAAAGAUCUGAGCACGGGGACGAUCUACGGCCAGAUGGGAACAUACGGCGGAGGAGGAUUUGUGGCAUUGCUACCACUUAACAACAUGACUGAGGCAAACACUCGAAUCAAUCACCUUCUCUACAAUCGUUGGAUCGAAAGGGGAACGAGGGCGAUUCUCGUCGAUUUCUCCCUUUACAAUGCAAAUAUCAAUCUGUUUUGCGUGUGCCGAUUGCUGUUUGAGCUACCCGCUACUGGUGGUGUCAUUCCAACAGCCAAUUUCGAGACUCUCCGUUUGAUCAGCUACGUGUCAACCUUUGAUUAUUUUGUUCUGGCAUGUCAAGGAGUCUUCACAGCGUUCACCCUUUUUCUCGUCUUUGAGGAGCUAUUGGAGAUUAUGAAGUGGCGCUUGCGAUACUUUGAGAGUUUCUGGAAUAUCAUCGAUAUCAUCGUGAUAUCGCUCUCAAUUGUGACGAUCAUUCUCUUUCUGAAUCGAAUUCGGAUCUCCGAGAUGCGCGUGAACGAGCUGAUGAAUGGCAAUCUCGAGGUGGCUAGUUUGGACGAUGUGGUCACCGCGAACAACAAUUACAGCUAUUUCCUCGCCGUCCUUCUCUUCUUCUCGUGGAUGAAAAUCUUCAAAUACAUCAGCUUCAACAAGACAAUGUCCCAACUAUCAGCAACUCUCUCUCGAUCGGCAAAGGAUAUCGGUGGAUUUGCUGUUAUGUUUUUUAUCUUUUUCUUUGCCUAUGCCCAAUUUGGAUAUCUUUGUUUUGGGACACAGAUCCAAGACUAUUCCACUUUCUACUCGGCCGUUUUCGCACUUUUGCGAACGAUUUUGGGAGAUUUCGAUUUCCACGCCCUCGAGAGAGCCAAUCGUUACCUUGGACCAACCUUUUUCAUCACUUAUGUCUUCUUCGUUUUCUUCGUCCUUUUGAACAUGUUCCUUGCUAUCAUCAAUGAUACCUAUGUUGAAGUUAAACAAGAGCUCGAGAAACAGAAAAACGAUUUCGAAAUGGCUGAAUUCUUCAAAGCGAAAUUCUAUCGUGUUCUUCGUUUUUUGAAACUCUCGAAGAAAGGGGAGACACCCGAUGUGUCCGAUUAUUCCAAAUGGAGAGCUCAACUUGUUCGCCGUGGUUUCUCAGAUGAUGAGAUCAACGAUAAGUUCAUCAAAUUCAGCAUUGACGAGGGAUCGGUGAAAAAUGCGGAUGAAGUGGAGAAAUUGAACCGUCGAAUCGAUCACAUCGAGAACUCAAUUGGACGUAUUUUGACUGAUGUGACCCUGAUCUUGGAGAGAUUCGAGGAGAUCGAGGAGAGGAAAGUUCUCGCGAAAGAACAAGAGAUACAACUAUUGCAUCAAGUGAACAUUUUCGACUAUAUUAAA
Molecule: messenger RNA, 2169 nt
Organism: Mesorhabditis belari
Lineage: Eukaryota; Metazoa; Nematoda; Chromadorea; Rhabditida; Rhabditidae
Source: the annotation of a GenBank genome assembly